AUGACGACGAGGAAUGUACUGCUCUUCCUGGGGCUCACUGGGUUGAGCCUCCAGGAGCCAGACAUAUUGAAGGACUUCUGCAGACUCUGGGGACACCAGACCGCGGUAAUCGAUCGCAAGCUCUUCAUCGACGGCGGCUUCGUGAACUAUAACCCUCUGAGCGAAUACCCCGACAAUGCAACCAAUACCGCCCUGCUCUAUGCGGACUUCGAUGUCAACAAUCAGGGGAUGCCGGCCGUCUACAACAAUCUGACAAAACCCGCCGAUGCGCCCGAUGUGAACGGAGGAAUUCUGUGGCCCGACACCGUCAACAAGAUGAUCUAUCUCUACGGCGGCGAGUUCGACCAAGCUUCCCCGGGCAACUUCUCGCUGUGGUCGUACGACGCUCUCUACAACCAGUGGAACACCGUCACCCCCGAUUCCUCACAGGCGGGUAUCAAACGGGCCAGCUACGGCGCUGGAGUAACGUUGCAAGAUCGUGCGGCUGGCUUCUACUAUGGCGGAUGGCUAUCGAACGCGUCGGUCCCGAAUUGGGGAUCGCAGCGCCCCAAGGCCUUGUCGACGAUGCUGCAGUACAACAUCCUGCAGAAUACGUGGACGAAUUCAUCCGGUCCCGACACGGUCGGCCGUGCGGAAGGGGCCAUGGUGUAUAUCCCAGCAAGUGAAGGCAUGUUGGUGUAUAUCGGAGGCGUGCAGGCUGCCAAUAAUGGCACCACCGUUGGCCAGCCCAUGGAUGAGAUUUUGCUCUACGACAUCUCAGGUAGUAAGUGGUACACUCAAAAAGCGACCGGCGACGUCCCAGAGCGACGGAGGAGAUUCUGUGCCGGUGUCACCUGGGCGGAAGACCAUUCAUCCUAUAACAUAUAUCUCUACGGGGGCAUUGGCGCUCUAGGAGGUGUUGGCUUCGAUGAUAUUUACAUUCUGUCCAUGCCCUCCUUCAAAUGGAUCAAAUGGUUUCCUGCCGGGCCCGGCACCGGUUAUCCUAAGCAUUCCAUGUCCUGUACUGUUGUAGAUGGGGCCCAGAUGCUUGUUAUGGGCGGCACGCAGCCCAACUCCACGGACUGUGAUGUGCCUCCGAUAUACGGAAUGCAUAACAUGUACCUGGGCAAACAAAAUCCGGAAGAUGCGAUGUGGGCAAUGUUCCGAUCCAACCUCACGAGCUACGAGGUUCCGUCCGAGAUUAUCUCUACCAUUGGGGGAUCCGCCACCGGGGGCGCCAAUACCACUCAGCCUUCCGGCGGCUUCGAUAACCGGGACCUUGCCGUUUUCUUUUCGCGCACAUAUACCGCACCAACCCGCUCACCCACCCGCACGAUCCCAACACCAUCCUCGGGGUCAUCUGGUGGCUCUAAGCGGGUAGGCGCCAUUGUCGGGGGCGUCAUCGGCGGCGUCGCGGGGGUAUCAAUCCUGGCUGCCCUGCUGUUCUUUUACCUACGGAGAAAGAAGAAGAGUGUACCGACCGAAGAGGACCAACCGCAGCCACAGCAAGACACAAAAGAUCCGGCCCUUGCGGGAGCCAGCGGACCGGAUGAACAUAGGAGAAGCGAGCUGUCGGCAGGAUACCCCGGGCAACAGGAAGGCAUCAGAAGCGAAUUGCCUGCGGAAGUCGUUGCGCAACGACAAUCGGCGAGAAGCGAGCUAGGAAGCCCGGCCCUUGUAGAGUUAGAGGGCGACACGGCGCCAUACUCACCCUCCUCACCCACCUCGCCUCCUGGCUCUCCACUACCAUCUCAUCCCCUUGUCCCUGUUUCUCCACAACGCGGAUCGGCUCCAACAUCAUGA
Molecule: messenger RNA, 1782 nt
Organism: Aspergillus bombycis
Lineage: Eukaryota; Fungi; Ascomycota; Eurotiomycetes; Eurotiales; Aspergillaceae
Exons: 7
Coding region: 1-1782 (593 amino acids)
Molecular function (GO): protein binding
Source: RefSeq, a predicted model, not a curated record